CAUAAAGUUGUUUGCUGCCAACAAAAAACCACCGAAGAAGAAGCUUCGUCCCCCGGAAGUGUUGUUCGGUGUUUCAGAGCUUCAGCGGAGAGAAGCGUUAGAUGUUAGUUAACUAGCUGAAUCCAAGUAACGGCAGAAAACCGAUGAUUUAGUCGGUUAAUCAGAGAUGGACCGACACCGGAAACAGCUGGAGGUGGUUUUAAAACCGGAAGCGAAGCCGCGAGGAGAAGUUUUACCUUUAGAUGUACGAAAAGUGAUUGUUGGUGAAGAAGAGCGGCAGGAGUGGCGCUCCAGUCUGGACCAGGACGACCCAGAGCCCCCACACAUUAAAGAGGAACAGGAGGACCCAGAGCCCCCACACAUUAAAGAGGAACAGCAGGAUCUCUGGACCAGUCAGGAGGGAGAGCAGCUUCAAGGGCUGGAGGAGGCUGAUAUCAUCAAGUUCCCAUUCACUCCUGUCUCUGUGAAGAGUGAAGAUGAUGAAGAGAAUCCUCAGUUGUCACAGCUUUAUCAAAGACAAACUGAAAAGAUGGAAACAGAAGCUGAUGGAGAGGACUGUGGAGGACCAGAACCAGCCAGGAACUCAGAUCUAAAUAUACAUCCAGAACCAAUAGUCAUAAUCAUAAAUUAUGUAGUCCCUGUCAGUGAUUCAAGAUGUAGUUCUGGUGAGAAACCUUUUAGCUGCUCUGAGUGUGAUAAAAGAUUUGGAACCAAGACAUGUCUGAACAGACACAUGAGAUCUCAUAAAGGAGAGAAACCUUUCAUCUGCUCAGUCUGUAGGAAAUCUUUUAUACAGAGUGGACAUUUACAGUUACACAUGAGAAUCCACACAGGAGAGAAACCUUUCAUUUGCCCAGUGUGUGGUAAGAGAUUUAUACAGAAGGCUCAUCUGACACACCACAUGGCAGUUCACACAGGGGAGAGACUAUUCAGCUGCAGUGUUUGUAACAAACGAUUUGCCUGGCGUCGACAGAUCAAAAAACAUAAAUGUGUUGGUCGUCAGUCCUCACAGCUUCAUCAAACUCAAACUGAGGAGAACAGAGAGGCAGAGCGUCCAGCCAGCAGCUCAACUAAACAGAUGAAAAAAGAAGCUGAUGGAGAGGACUGUGGAGGACCAGAACCAGCCAGAAACUCAGAAUCAGAUAGACGUUUACAACCAAAUACUGUUGAGACUGAUGACAGUGAUGACUGGAAGGAGACCAGAGGACCUCAGUCAGGUUUAAACUCUCUGAAUAAUGAUGAAGUUCCUGUCAGUGAUUCAAGAUGUAGUACUGGUGAGAAAACAUUCAGCUGCUCUGAGUGUGAUAAAAGAUUUGGCUUCAAGAAAAAUCUGAAGCGACACAUGAGAACUCAUACAGGAGAAAAACCUUUCAGCUGCUCAUUUUGUAUGAAAUCCUUUGCACGACGUGGAGAUUUACAGAAACACAUGAGAAUCCACACAGGAGAGAAACCUUUCAGCUGCUCAGUCUGUAUGAAAUCUUUUACACAGAGUGUACAUUUACAGUCACAUAUGAAAGUCCACACAGUUGCUUAGUGUGGUGAAAGAUUUUCAAGAAAGGUACAUUUGCCACAACACAUGCCGGUCCACACAGGAAAAAAGAUUAAUUAUCAGUGUUUGUAACAAGUCCCUGUAAAUGAUUCAAGAUGUAGUACUGGUGAGAAACCAUUCAGCUGAUCUGAGUGUGAUAAAACUUUCAUUGAAAGUGGAGAUCUGAAGAGAUUUUUGAGGUCGACCCAUCUGAAGAGUCACAUGAUAAUCCACACAGGAGAGAAACCAUUCAGCUGCAGUGUUUGAGACAGAAGAUUAAAUAAGUAAUCAGCUCAGAAACCAUCAGUGUGUUGGUCGUCAGUCUUCACAGCUUCAUUAAAGACAAACUGAGGAGAACGAGAAUCAUGUAAUGAAUCAUUUUGAUAAGUGCUAUAUGAAUAAACAUAUAGUUUUUCUUCAACA
Sebastes umbrosus (honeycomb rockfish) is the source of this 1951-nucleotide messenger RNA. RefSeq names its product gastrula zinc finger protein XlCGF57.1-like. The transcript has 2 exons. Gene Ontology annotation, biological process: regulation of transcription by RNA polymerase II. The coding region runs from base 167 to 1534 and encodes 455 amino acids. The record is from RefSeq and is a predicted model, not a curated record. Lineage: Eukaryota; Metazoa; Chordata; Actinopteri; Perciformes; Sebastidae. Gene Ontology annotation, molecular function: RNA polymerase II cis-regulatory region sequence-specific DNA binding; DNA-binding transcription factor activity, RNA polymerase II-specific.